Messenger RNA from Apus apus (common swift), 4094 nucleotides. RefSeq names its product carboxypeptidase X, M14 family member 2 (gene CPXM2). Gene Ontology annotation, biological process: proteolysis. Gene Ontology annotation, molecular function: zinc ion binding; metallocarboxypeptidase activity. Lineage: Eukaryota; Metazoa; Chordata; Aves; Apodiformes; Apodidae. The record is from RefSeq and is a predicted model, not a curated record. Bases 13 to 2208 code for a protein of 731 amino acids. The transcript has 13 exons.
AAGCAGAGGGUAAUGAUUGCCCUUAGCAAGGAAGGCUCAUGUUCUUCUCCGCUCUGCUUCGCUCUCUGCGCCUUUGGGCUGGUGUUGUUGGGGGACGUGUCCCAGGCGGUACCCAUGGACGAUCAGGAUUAUUACCUGCAGGAGAUUAGCAACAGGGAUCAUUAUUAUUCCUUUCCUUACCCCAGUGAAGAGUUUUUUCCUUUCACGGAGCAACCUGGCGAGGAAGGACCUGCCCGUGCUGCAGACACAGAGGAGCACCCAGGGUUCAAAGCGAGCAGGAAAGAGUUAAAACCGAAGAAAAACAGCAAAAAGGGAAAAUCCAUUCUUGAAACUCCACCAGACUGCCCUCCACUUGGUCUAGAGACAUUAAAAAUCACUGACUUCCAGCUCCAUGCCUCUACAGCAAAGCGGUAUGGCCUUGGGGCCCACAGAGGAAGGCUGAACAUUCAGGCAGGUGUUAACGAAAAUGAUUUUUAUGAUGGUGCUUGGUGUGCAGGAAGAAAUGACCCAUAUCAGUGGAUUGAAGUAGAUGCUCGAAGGCUAACAAAGUUCACUGGAGUCAUCACCCAAGGAAGGAACUCUCUCUGGUCGAGUAACUGGGUGACCUCUUACAGAGUACUGGUGAGCAAUGACAGUCAUGCAUGGACUGCUGUCAGAAAUGAAUCUGGAGACGUGAUUUUUACAGGGAACAGUGAGAAAGAGAUCCCAGUUCUCAACAUGCUGCCGGUGCCGCUGGUCGCACGCUACAUCCGGAUCAACCCUCGCUCCUGGUUUGAAGAAGGUAGCAUCUGUAUGAGGCUGGAAAUCUUAGGGUGUCCUUUGCCAGACCCAAAUAAUUAUUACCACAGAAGAAAUGAAAUGACAACCACAGAUAACCUUGACUUUAAGCAUCACAACUACAAGGAAAUGAGGCAGCUGAUGAAAACUGUGAAUAAAAUGUGCCCGAAUAUCACAAGAAUUUACAACAUUGGAAAAAGCCACCAAGGACUAAAGCUGUAUGCUGUUGAGAUUUCUGACAACCCAGGAGAGCACGAAGUUGGUGAACCAGAAUUUCGGUACAUUGCAGGAGCUCAUGGAAAUGAAGUGCUUGGACGGGAGCUAAUCCUUCUGUUAAUGCAGUUCAUGUGCCAGGAAUACCUGGCUGGGAACCCUCGCAUUGUCCAUCUCAUUGAGGAUACCAGAAUCCACCUCCUGCCCUCGGUCAACCCUGAUGGAUAUGACAAGGCAUAUAAAGCGGGUUCAGAAUUAGGGGGCUGGUCUCUAGGACGAUGGACUCAGGAUGGCAUUGACAUCAACAAUAAUUUCCCUGAUUUAAACUCUUUGCUCUGGGAGUCUGAAGACCAGAAGAUGAGUAAAAGAAAAGUUCCAAACCACCACAUCCCAAUUCCUGACUGGUACCUGUCUGAAAAUGCCACUGUGGCAGUCGAGACACGGGCAAUAAUAGCCUGGAUGGAGAAAAUCCCUUUUGUGCUGGGUGGCAACCUGCAGGGAGGAGAGCUGGUGGUGGCCUACCCCUACGAUAUGGUGAGAUCCAUGUGGAAAACCCAGGACUAUACCCCUACCCCAGACGACCACGUCUUUCGCUGGCUGGCCUAUUCCUACGCCUCCACACACCGGCUGAUGACAGACGCGAGGAGGAGAGCGUGUCACACUGAGGACUUCCAAAAGGAGGAUGGAACUGUCAACGGAGCCUCCUGGCACACCGUGGCUGGAAGCAUAAAUGACUUCAGUUAUCUGCACACAAACUGCUUUGAGCUCUCCAUCUACGUUGGCUGUGACAAGUAUCCCCAUGAGAGUGAGCUGCCCGAAGAGUGGGAAAACAACCGCGAGUCACUCAUUGUUUUUAUGGAACAGGUCCAUCGGGGCAUCAAAGGCAUAGUGAAAGAUGUGCAUGGGAAGGGGAUCCCAAAUGCUAUUAUCUCAGUAGAAGGUGUCAACCAUGACAUUCGCACAGGAGCUGAUGGUGACUACUGGCGCCUUCUGAACCCGGGGGAAUACGUGGUGGGCGCCAGGGCAGAGGGCUACACCACCGCCACCAAGACCUGCGAGGUGGGCUAUGACAUGGGAGCCACCCAGUGCGACUUCACCAUCUCCAAAACCAACCUGGCCAGGAUCAAGGAGAUCAUGAGGAAGUUUGGGAAGCAGCCCAUCAGCAUGUCCGUGCGGAGGCUCAGGCAGCGGGCUCGGCAGUGGCGGCAGCAGCGAUAGGACCUCGGCCCGUGCCACCCACCAGCUCUGCUUCCAUCAGCCCGGCCAUAGUCGUAGUGACAGUUCCAUAACCCUUCUCUUCCUGCAUAUUUCUCUGCACGAGGCCUUUCUGUUAGUGGAGCUGGACCAAGCAGUGUGGGGAGGGUUCACUUGGGUGACAUAUUGGUGAGGAAAUUCAGGUUGAACCAAAACAAGCCCCCGUUUUGGGGGGGAGAGGCAGGAAGAAUGUAGGAAAGAUGCUUUGAGUUAAGCUGAAAUGAUUUAUUAUUAUUAUUUUGGCCUUUAUUGUUAUUUAAUCCUCUGUAGAUCUGUGUUCUUUAAUAACAGAAAAAAGGAAAAAAGAAGAUAUAAAGGAGAGGUGUUAUUUUGAACAAAAAACUGAAAUAUGUUGUUUUUAAAGCAUAAAAUGGGUAUAUUUUUGCAAUUAAAAAGUUUUUAUAUUCUCUACACUUUAUUUCCACACAGGAAGAGAGCUUAGUAGGGACAACUUCUGCUGAAUAUCUUUAAAAUCUAUGUCAAAAUUUUAGUCUCCCUUUCCCUGGAAGUUCAGCUUUUGACAAGCACCAUAAUAUGUGGGGGAAAACCCUGGAGCAAAUAAGCCACCUCAGCUUUCCUGCUUGGAUUGUUUAUCUAUAAGGAUGUCUUGUGGUUCCAGAGUUUAAGGCCAUGAGUUGUUUUCUCCUCUGGCUUUUUAAGGCUGCAUUUUCACUCCCUGAACUAAACCUGAGGAAAAAGGUAUGGGAAAAGGGCCACUGUGGCAUGAUAUCCCUUCCUGGAGGACUUGAAACAAAGUUUUUCUUGUGGAUAGGAGUUGUAUCAUUUAUGAGAGGAAGGGCUCGGUCACUGGUGUGUACAUAGUUCACAAAUCCACAGAUAACAUCUAUUUUCUUGAUUUUUUAUUUUUUUAUUUUUUAUUUUCCCUGCCUUUAAGUGAUUUUUAUGUUCAUGCACCUCUUGGGCACUGUCUUCCCUGAUGUGCAAGGGCUUCUGUAGUCCUCUGAAUGGCCUACUCGUCUUCCCAGUGCAGCUGCUGGUGCUUUGCUGGCCUUCUCUAGGAGAGCAGGAAUUGUGCUUCAUUACAGGAUUCUAAGUAACAAAGUUGUACAGCAGGAUAGGAUGGAGGUUCAGGAAAGAUACAGAUCGGAUCUAGGAAAGAAUGAGCUGCAUAAACACUGGUUGGAUUAUGAGUUGGUGAAAAUCAACUUUGCUCCAUUAGCUUCAAGGUUAUGACCUUAAUUCCACCAAAGGAAGGGCCAGAUGUAUGAUUUUAGCCAGCCAAAAGUCUGUGGCUAUAUAAACAAUUCUUAUUAUGCUUGGUAGAAGGACUGCAACGUGCACUUCCAAAUAUAAUUCUGUUUCAAACAUUUCAAUUGCUGUUAUGGUUUUUGCCUAUUUGAUGUGAUUCUUGGGAAAGAAACUCACCAAAGUACCAUUCAAAACUGAGAAAAAAAUAAAAUGCAAGUAGAAAAGUUACUGUAAAAACACCACGUGCCACCUGUGCAAUAUGUUGGUUUUUUUGGUCAACAAAUUUGUGAACAGAGAAAAGGCAAAAGAUUGCAGAGUCAAUAAUGUGAUCAUGAAUCCUCACAUAAUAAAUAGUUAUAUUCUUAACUUUCUCUAUUCCAGCCCGUGUUUGUUCUGCAUAUACCAUCAAAUAGCAGCAAUGCAUUCAGCAGCAAGGGCUCCAAGAAAAUAGAAGAGUGCAUACACAAUUUUCUGUUACAAAUCAUGGAACUCCAGCUCCCAGUUAGCUUCAUUUAACAUAAGUAAUAGAGGUAAACAAAUCAUCCAAUUGUUACAUUAAUAUUUGGAAUUCUAUUUUACUUAUUGCACUCUAUUCACCACCCUUACAAUGUGCUAUGUGCCAUAUAUUUUUUGUACAGCAA